Molecule: messenger RNA, 3695 nt
Organism: Phodopus roborovskii (desert hamster)
Lineage: Eukaryota; Metazoa; Chordata; Mammalia; Rodentia; Cricetidae
Gene: Dnase1l2
Product: deoxyribonuclease 1 like 2
Biological process (GO): DNA catabolic process
Cellular component (GO): nucleus
Molecular function (GO): DNA nuclease activity
Source: RefSeq, a predicted model, not a curated record
GCUGGAGGCUGGGUGGGAAUAGAAUCCUUCCAUCCUUGCAAUGAGAGAACAUCACCCCACCCCCAUACGUACACACUGAAAAAACAUGGGGAAUGUAGGGACACAGGCCAAUACGAUGCCAGAUCUAGUUGGAUAUAGUUAUGGUAUGGCCUGGUAUGGGUUUGUGUUCCUCCCCAGGGCUAUCUGCUUUGCCAUGGGUUGGUUCUGGGCCUGGCUGACAGCACUUUGGGCACUGGGAGCCAUGGGGGCCAAAGCACUGCGCAUUGGAGCCUUCAACAUUCAGAGCUUUGGUGACAACAAAGUGUCAGAUCCAGAUUGCGGCAGUGUCAUAGCACAGAUCCUGGCUGGCUACGAUAUCGCCCUGGUGCAGGAGGUGCGAGACCCAGACCUGAGUGCAGUGUCCUUGCUCAUGGAGCAAAUUAACAGAGUGUCCAAGCAUGAGUACAGUUUUGUGAGCAGCAAGCCACUUGGACGUGACCAAUACAAGGAAAUGUAUCUGUUUGUCUACAGGAAAGAUGCAGUGUCGCUUGUCAGCACAUACCAGUAUCCAGACCCAGAGGAUGCCUUCAGCCGGGAGCCUUUUGUAGUCAAAUUCUCAGCUCCUGGUACUGCUGCCAAGGAGCUAGUGCUGAUCCCCUUGCAUGCAGCACCACAUCAGGCGGUAGCAGAGAUCGAUGCCCUCUAUGAUGUGUACCUCGAUGUGAUUGACAAGUGGAACACUAAUGACAUGGUGUUUCUAGGUGACUUUAAUGCCGAUUGCAAGUACGUAAAGGCACAUGACUGGGUAUCAAUCCGUCUGCGCAGUAGUGAGGUGUUCAAAUGGCUCAUCCCAGACAGUGCCGACACCACAGUGGGCAACUCAGACUGUGCCUAUGACCGGAUUGUAGUGAGUGGUGCUCACUUGCGUAAGAGCCUGAAGCCCCAGUCAGCCUCUGUUCACAACUUUCAGGAGGAAUUUGGCCUAGAUCAGACCCAGGCUCUUGCCAUCAGUGACCAUUUUCCUGUGGAAGUGACCUUCAAGUCUCACUGACAGCUAUGGCCUAGCCAGGAUAUACCACCUGCAGACUCUGGCCCCGUGGAAUGGUCCCACAAUGGAUCACUGGGUGGCAGGCCACCCACCCAUUGAGAAUACAGGCCAGGGCUAGCUGGUGUGGACAAAGACUAUGGACACAUUACAGGAUUGUUCAGAGCCCGUUUCCUCAUUUGUAAGGUGUGCUAACAUCACCUAGCUCAUAGGGCUGUUGUGAGGAGUACCCAUGAAAGGAACCAGAGCAACAUCAAGCACAUAGCUGCAUGUUUAAUAAACAAGUCACUCUUGGCCAGGACUAUCCCCAGGUCAGAUGAGGCCCCUCUGCUCUGAGACCUCUGUCCCUAGGCUGCAAAACUUAGCCUUAAUGCCCAUUAGGUCUAUGUUUCCAUUGCUCUCAGGGAAUUGGAUGGCUUAGCUUGUGCACUUCUCAGCCUGGUAGAAGCUGUGCCAGUUCCCUGUCCUUAUUUCCUUUACACAAGCUUCAAAUGCUUCCACGAAUCAUAACCCCAAGUGCUUGGGUAGUAAUGUCUUUCUGGGCCCUGCUGGAUUUCUGCCUUCAGGGAUCGAUCAUAAAACGCUAAUCUGAAGCAGAAGCUGGGUUCUAACCUAACUGCAGGAGCAAGGGAGGCUGCACCCAUCCCGGUGCAAAAUAUUUCUGCAAAAUAAGGGCAAUUGCUUGGCACUAAAGUCCUGUCCUGAGCCUGUACCCUUGCUUGGGUUGAGGCCUUCAAAGGAGCCUUAUAUCACUUUCCCCCUAAAGUACUGGAAUGGGAAAGGCCCUGAGAGGAUGGAGAUUUUAUGCUCUGGUGUGCAUCACUUUAGGAGCAGGAAAUAUCUCUUGGAACACAGGGCUCUCAUGAGGUUUCUGGUUGUUCAAACUUCUCAUCUUGUGUGUGUGUGCCUGUAUUUAUUUAUUUCUGUGUGUGCCUAUGGAGAUAAAUAAAACAUCUUUAGUGGCAUUAGAGAAAUAGGUCUGAAUCACAUGGAGAAAAACCCUUGUGAUGGAUUAGAAAGUUUGGUUCUGUUUGUUUUGGCAUUUCUGGGAUUAAACCAAGGGCCUAGAGCAUGCUAGGUAGGUGCUCUAGUAAGCCUUAUUCUCAACCUACAAGUCUGGUUCUUGCAAAAUCUAAUGUAAGAUUCAGGACCUGGCACUGAAUAAGCAGUACUGGUCUGGGGCUGCAGCUCAGCGGGCUGGCCUAGCAUGCCAUGGGUUUGGUCCCCAGCACCACAUAAACCAGUAAUGCCAGCACGCAGGAGGCAGAGCAGAGGCAGGAGACUUGGCAUUUAAGGCAGUCCUCAUUUAAAUAGUCGGAGAGUCAUCUUGGGUACAUGAGACCCUGUCUGGGACAGGAAUGGGGGCGUAGUCAGGGAAAGGUGGCAGCUCUUUAGUCACCAUCCUCCACAUUCCUGUUCCUCAAGUUCCUCUGAUAGUUGCCUACUCUUUUUAAAUGAAAACAUGGGGCCCCGAGGAUUUUCUCUGGAGGUUCUGGAGGGCGACAGAGACUGUCUGGCCUGGCCUUAAAAGACAGUUAGUAAAGGCCAGGAAUAGGCCAACCUGCAGGUUGUUCACAAUUCUGCUUUAAGAUGGACAUGCAGUAUGAUCUUAUAAGAUCCAGAGUGACUUGUGCUCACAGAGAAGAAAGGUUCUUGUGGUUGGGGCUGUAGGCCCUAGGCUUCAAGGAACACCUUAUGAGUAUGCAUUUGUAUAAGACAGAGGUCAAGGAGGUAUCUACCUUGUUUUGAAACAAAGUGUCUCACUGGCACUCACUAAUUAGGCUAGACUGGCUGGCCAGAGAAUCCCAGAGACCUGUCUGUUCCUGUCUGUCCAGUACUAGAUUAUAAGUGCAUCCACUAUGUCUUGCUUUUUACUAAGCUCUCAUGAUAGUUGGUGAGACCUUACUGACAGAUCUAUUCCCCUAGCUAACAGGACUGUCAAAAAUAAUGUGUAUGUGUGUGCGUGUGUAAGUGAAACGUGUCUGGGUGUUUUGCCUGCAUGUGUGUAUGUGCACCAUGUGCACACAGAGCACAGAAGGCAUUGGAUCUCCUGGAACAGAUGAGUAUGAGCCACAUGUCAGUGCUGGGAUUUGAACCUGGGUCCUGUGCAAGAGCAGUCAGUGGUCUUAACCACCGAGUUGCCUCUACAUCCAGGAACAGGACAUUUUAAGGUCAGGAACACAAGAGCUAAGACAAUUUUUAAGUUGAAAAAGACCUUGUUUAUAAUCCUUGGGACCAGUGGGUCCCCAGAAGGCACAUGUGACUAAAUGCCCGUGUGGCAGCCUUGCUUUAGCCCCUCUUUUGCUUGAGCUUUUCUAAGUACACCUGCAGGGACUUCUGGAUAGAGUCUCGGGAGAUGAAGCUGAUGAAAUUCUGGAUGUCAGCCUCCCGCUGCUUGAUCAAGUUGUCUGCUGUGGCCUUUCGCAUCAUGCUCUUGGUCAGCUGCCGAGAAUGGUCUAAAGAAAAUGGGGUUAUUUGUGAAACCUUCAGAGAAUGUGGGGCCAUUCCUGGCUGUUCUAUACUUUCUUCAAGUAUUGAAAUACAGACUCCUAGAGAAAGAAAGCUGGGUGUCUUAGCAUUUGGGCAGCUAAGGUGGGAUAGGGAGUUCAAGGCCAGACUGAAAUGAACACCCUGUCUAAACAAACUCACAUAAAUAAAAUGUAGGAGCAGA